AUCUGCUUGGUUAGAUGAAUCUGAAGAACAGAACAGAUUCAGGAUCAAAAGCCUGGCUGGUAUGUCUCGAAUGUCAUGGUAUGUGAGGAUUCUUGCCUAGUGAUGUUUUUAUUAAAGAAGAUAAAUUGUCCAGCAUAAAACUUAGCCUCUCUUGCAACCAACGGCUGGACUACAACAAUUUCUUCUUAAGCAGUAUCUAAGAGCACACUUGGGUGGCUUAAAUAAUGGUACCAAAGGAAUGCUUUCUUAUGGAUUUGGAAGAAGACUUUAUUAGUUGCAACUUCUCUAACUACAGUGAAAACUUCUCUCUGAGGAAUGACUGGUUGAACCCAGGAUUCUUGUAUAUCAUCCCAGUUGUGUAUGGGCUUAUUAUUCUGAUCGGACUGGUUGGCAAUAUUACCCUGAUCAAGAUCUUUUGCACGGUCAAAUCUAUGAGAAAUGUGCCUAACUUGUUCAUCUCCAGCCUGGCUUUGGGAGACUUGCUUCUGCUCAUCACAUGUGCCCCUGUGGAUGCUAGCAGGUAUCUGGCAGACAGGUGGCUUUUUGGCAGAAUUGGUUGUAAACUGAUCCCCUUCAUCCAGCUCACUUCAGUUGGGGUAUCAGUCUUUACACUCACAGCUCUCUCUGCAGACAGAUAUAAAGCUAUUGUUCGACCAAUGGAUAUCCAAGCCUCCCAUGCCCUGUUGAAGAUCUGCUUAAAAGCAGCUUUUAUCUGGAUCAUCUCCAUGAUGCUCGCCAUUCCUGAAGCGGUGUUUUCCGAUCUGCACCCAUUUUAUGAACAGAGCACUAAUCAAACCUUUGUCAGUUGUGCACCAUAUCCUCAUUCCAAUGAAUUGCACCCCAAAAUCCAUUCAACAGCUUCCUUCCUGAUCUUCUACAUUAUUCCCUUAUUCAUCAUUUCUGUUUAUUAUUAUUUCAUUGCCAAGAAUUUGAUCCGAAGUGCUUACAAUUUGCCAGUGGAAGGGAACAUACAUGUCAGAAGGCAGAUCGAAUCGCGAAAGCGGCUGGCAAAGACGGUUCUGGUGUUCGUAGCUCUCUUCGCGGUCUGCUGGCUGCCCAACCAUAUCAUCUACCUGUACCGCUCCUACCACUACUCAGAGGUGGACAUCUCCAUGCUGCAUUUUAUCACCAGCAUCUGCGCCCGGCUCCUGGCCUUUGCCAACUCCUGCGUGAACCCCUUUGCUCUCUACUUGCUGAGCAAGAGUUUCAGGAAACAAUUCAACGCCCAGUUCUCCUGCUGUGGGCCAGGAUUGCUCAGGAGGUCUCAGAGUACCGGCAGGAGCACCACAUGCAUGACCUCACUCAAGAGCACCAACCAGUCGGUGGCUACCUUCAGCCUCAUCAAUGGCAACCCUGUCUGCCAUGAGGGUUAUGUGUAGAUUUGACUCAGGAAAGGUGGUUUCAGGCUGGGCUCUCUAUGGGUCCAUCAGGACUUUUAGCUCCUCUCACUCUUUUCCCUCCAGCUCCAAUUUGCAUCUGCAUGUUGGAGAAAACAUCUGAAACCCUAGAGAAAUUGGUUCUGGCAGAAAGGAGAUGAGAAGGAAGGACAAAGCUGUGAGUGUUUUUAAAGAGAUGACACCAUGUUCAUAUCUUCUACUGUGAUUGACUCAGGGAGAUGUUUCAGCAGGAUGAAUGUUUCAGCAGGUCAGAAUCCUAAACUCUAGUUUUCAGGCAUAAUUUGCUUUAAGCCAAAUAGGUAACUAUUUAGUUUUCCAAAGCAAAACAAACAAACAAAAAAAGAGAUAAUGGUUCAUUUUAUCAAGUAUUUCUUCUUUAGGGUUUUCUAAUAAUGGAAACUGAUUAGUUUAAAAUGUGGUUUGAUUUAUCUUUCCAGGAAAAUAUCUAUUGUUCUCAGUGAAGAGCAACUUUUUAUGAAUCAAACAUGGCAAGUAUGUUUGACGUGCACCUGUCUAAUGCUUUAGUGUUCAAGCUAAGGGACCUUCUCCAUUUAGAAAAUCCAGACAAAAAGAGGCAUUAAAAGUUGCUGAAUAUUUAUUUUUCAAGGUAGGCUGUUCUGGUUUUUUUGUCUUGUUAUCUUCCAUGCUUAGCAACUUGCCUGGUACAUAACAGGACCUUAAUAAAUACUUAUUGACUAAGUUCAAGGUAAUGCAGACAAUUCAGAAUUAUCUUUACUUGCUCCUUCCCUUGUGUGUAUGUCACAUAGCUUCACAAGACUGAAUUCUUACUUGAUGACAGUCUUUUUUCAUUUGGUUGCCAAAAAGAUCUAUUGCUUAGAAAUAAGCAAUUGUUAGGAGGUAAAAAACACUAAUUUAAAAUUUUUACCUAUUUCCUAGAGCUAAAUAUGUGUAUUCAUAUUCAUAUAAAUAUGUAUAAUAUAGUAUUUAUUUAUAUCAUAAAUUUUUAAAUGUGGUAUUUAGGGGAUAAGAAAGAGUGGGUGGGUUGUUGUAUCUGCCUUAUAAAGGCAAUUAAUUUAAAUGUGAAAGCAGUCAAGUGAAUUUGAAUAAAAAUUUGUUUACUGGUAAAAGUAGUUCACUUAUGUUUCCUUCUCCCUCACACCCCAAAGAUCAAAGCAAACUCCAUCUGUUACAUUUUAUGGAGCAUGGAUUUCUCCUAGAAUCUGUAUGAAAAAUUUGAAGUAUACUUUUCAGAUUUGUUUAAUGGCAAUCACCUUUAUUUUGCUCUGCCUCUUGAAAAGAGCUUUCUUUAGCCCAUAUGCAGAAAACAAAUCUAUCUGCAAAGUAAUGAAUGCAUAGAAUUUUUUAAAAAUUCAUUUGUUGAUUAAAGGGUGAUACCAUAAGCAAAUUAGAAGAGCAAGAAAUGGUUUACCUGUUAAGCUAUAGAAAAGGGAAAAAAUUAUGACCAUGCUAUAGAGAACAUUAUAAAAUACAAAAUGGAUAAUUUUGAUCAUAUUAAAUUUUUAAAAAUUUGUUCAAACCUAAUCAAUGCAGCCAAGAAUAGAAGGAAAACAGAAAGAUGGGGAAAAAUUUUACAG
Antechinus flavipes (yellow-footed antechinus) is the source of this 2953-nucleotide messenger RNA. It is a transcript of the gene GRPR, whose product is annotated as gastrin releasing peptide receptor. The coding region runs from base 225 to 1379 and encodes 384 amino acids. NCBI's taxonomy places the organism in Eukaryota, Metazoa, Chordata, Mammalia, Dasyuromorphia, Dasyuridae. Gene Ontology annotation, cellular component: membrane. Gene Ontology annotation, biological process: G protein-coupled receptor signaling pathway. The transcript has 3 exons. The record is from RefSeq and is a predicted model, not a curated record. Gene Ontology annotation, molecular function: G protein-coupled peptide receptor activity.